Messenger RNA from Cololabis saira (Pacific saury), 1305 nucleotides. RefSeq names its product HEN methyltransferase 1 (gene henmt1). Gene Ontology annotation, biological process: siRNA processing; RNA methylation; piRNA processing. The record is from RefSeq and is a predicted model, not a curated record. The transcript has 9 exons. Gene Ontology annotation, cellular component: nucleus; cytoplasm. NCBI's taxonomy places the organism in Eukaryota, Metazoa, Chordata, Actinopteri, Beloniformes, Belonidae. Gene Ontology annotation, molecular function: RNA methyltransferase activity; O-methyltransferase activity. The coding region runs from base 1 to 1305 and encodes 434 amino acids.
AUGGAGCCACUGUUCAGCCCGGCGCUUCACAGCCAGAGACAUCAGUUUGUUAUCGAUUUUGUAAUGAAAAGUAAACCCAGAAAGGUGGCAGACUUGGGCUGCGGUGAGUGCAGCCUCCUGAGGAAGCUCAGGUUUCACCGGGAAAUUCAAGUUCUGGUUGGAGUUGACAUAAACGGGGCCAAAAUACAGAAAAAGAAGCAUAAAUUGGCUCCUAUAUCAACUGAGUACCUGCAGCCAAGCUUUGAUCAGCUUCGUAUAGAGAUGUACCAAGGUUCUGUCACACGGAGAGAUGCUCGCCUGAAAGGAUUUGACCUGGUGACCUGUAUAGAGCUCAUAGAGCACCUCACUCUUGCCAACGUGGAGCACUUCUCUGCAGUAGUUUUUGGUUACAUGACCCCUGUCACAGUUAUUGUCAGCACCCCAAACUCUGAGUUCAACCCGCUUCUCCCUGGACUGUCAGGUUUUAGGCACAGUGACCACAAGUUUGAGUGGACCAGAGCAGAAUUCAGAUCCUGGGCUCUGAAGGUGUGUUUGGAGUAUGGGUAUGAGGUAGAGUUUACUGGUGUUGGAGAAAAUAUGCAGAGCCAGCAAGACAGAGUUGGUUUCUGCUCCCAGAUUGGCGUAUUUCAUCGGAUUGGCGGGAGAGAUCACUACAACACAUUACCUGGCGAUGAUGCAGAGGACAUUUUCUCAUACACACUGCUAUAUACUAUAAACUACCCCAGCCUGCACGACAACAACACCUUACGUAAAGUCCUCGUGGGUGAAGUGAUUUACUGGGCAGAGCAGAUAAAGAAUAGGUGGAUGGAGGAGAAGACUGGAGAGAGAAGCUGUGCUUUUAGUCUUUGUGAAGCCGUACGAGGACUGCAGGAAUUACACAUGGAACCACACGAGGAGCUGAAAGCUACAGCGUGUGCAGAUGAGAUGGAGGGUCCGGUGAAUCAGUGUAAAGGAGGUGUGUAUGACGAGAAGGAAGACAAGUGGGAUGAGAUGCCAUGGCCAAAAAGCCCAGAACAGCAGGAUUCUUGUGCAGUGAACAGAUGUGUUUUUGUCCCAUUAUCUGCGCUGUGGUCCUGCUGCCCCAAAGUCAGUGAACUGAGUGGAAGUGUUAAUAAUCUACAACAUCUCCUGAUGGAUGAGCCUGACGUUAAGCUAAGUCAGGAUGGCUGUGCUGUACUUGUAAAGGUCCAGGAACAAGAUAGAGAAGCAGAGGUUUACGGGGAUUUGGACGACAGUGGAUACACAGAAGCCAGCCAGUGUUCCCACAGUGUUGAGCAAGAGGAAAACUGGGAGACAAAUUAUUGA